AUGUAUAUGAGAGAAGUGGGCCCAGCCACCCAGGGCGUCGAUGGCCGCUCACGUGAAUUGGACGCGUUGCAGAAGCACCUCUGCAGUCCAGAUCCUGGCCGGUUCCAGGAGGCCCUCGACUUGAUGGAGCGGCUUGGUCACGAGGGGUUGGGGCUCCAGUCUACUCCAGUGUCGCGAGCACUGGCACAUCGCACAAACACAGAGUACGACAAGACACACUCUCUUUUCGACUGCAGUGAUGUCACCAGCGUGGACACGUGUGGCCAAUUCAGAGACACGGAUCGCGACUCCGAUCUUGACGAGACGGCCUCUCUCAUGGAGUGUGGCGAGGCCAUGCAUGCAAACCUGGACUCGUCUGGGCCGGGCCCUGGUGGCUCGCCCAGCCAGUUCAACCUCUACGAAUUUCUCGAUGGCAUCCAAACUCGCCAUGUCACCAUCUCCUCGAAGUUCCAGGAAACGCACGCUAAGCUCGAUGUUCUCCGGCACCAAAACAGGCUCGAUGCAGACUUGCUUGCCAAGCUCUCUGCCAACAACGAACUCAUGCACGAGAAAAUACACGGCCUCAAGACAGAGGUCUCCGACAUGUUCCACGACCUCCAUCUUCUCAAGACUUCGCGAGAGCGGGGAGGCCCGCCUGGCUGCCGGCCCAAUCCCACAUAUACUCUUGCCUACACCUCUUUGCCUGAUCGCUGCACUACAAUCAGUGACAUGGCCAAGACAGACUCCACGACUGUGGACACACAUUUCUGUUUUAUCGCCGACUCAGAGGAAAACGAUAGAGGAAAGGCAGCCCCUAUCAUGCAUUGCCAUGGUGUGUCAAAACACCCAGUAGCUUCACAAAGCGCAUCACCGCACUCGGGCACCCUCAGCACCCAGAUGGACGAAACAACACAAAUACACUCUAUUCAAUUCGAUAAGGCCCCGGUCGGCCCCAACAUGAUGCCUAAAUAUGCGAAGGAAAUGCUGGCGCUAUUUGUGCUUUUGCUCGCAUUCUGGCUUGCCCUCAGCUGGCACUGGACACACUAUACAUGGGAUAUCAAGUGGAUGCAAAAAUACGACUAA
This is a messenger RNA of Metschnikowia bicuspidata var. bicuspidata NRRL YB-4993, 1062 nucleotides long. RefSeq lists its product as uncharacterized. The transcript has a single exon. NCBI's taxonomy places the organism in Eukaryota, Fungi, Ascomycota, Pichiomycetes, Serinales, Metschnikowiaceae. Bases 1 to 1062 code for a protein of 353 amino acids. The record is from RefSeq and is a predicted model, not a curated record.